UCAUGAAAUUUGUUCGUAAGAGCCCAUUGCCUAAUGGCCCUCAACUCUCAAACUGACAAGUGCGACUUGGAAAAGACAGUAAGAUAUAAGAAGUUGUAUCCACCACACCUUUCAGAAUGGUGCUCUUCCCUUGGUACCUAUCCUAAUGUUUUAUCAAAAUCUGGUGGUCAUCCUUUUGUGUCAAACGAUGACUACUUCAUUGGCGACGUCUCUUUUCCAAACUCUGAUACUCUUAAAAUCAGAGAAUUAUAUCUUCGUGCUGGACCGCGAGAGACUUGCGUGUUUCAUCCACAAAAUGUCAAGGCUGCCGUUGUUACUUGCGGUGGUUUAGCUCCUGGAAUGAACUCUGCAAUCGCACAGUUAACAAAUACUUUAGUUGGAAGUUAUGGGUUGAAACAAAUUUUGGGUGUUAGAUAUGGUUUCCGUGGCUUCCUUGAACCGUCUCUAUCGUUGUUCCCGCUUAACCCAGACACUGUUAACGAUAUAUCUUUGAAAGGAGGUAGUAUUCUUGGUAGUUCAAGAGAAGUACCCAGAGCAGAAGCAAUUGUAGACGCUAUAUCCGACAACGGCUUUAACCAAGUUUAUAUUAUUGGAGGUGGUCCAAUCGAUGGAACUCUGAAAGCAUCACAACAAAUAUUCGAAGAAGUAAAGAGAAGAAAAAUGAAAUGUGCUGUAGCGGUAAUACCUAAAACUAUCGACAACGAUAUUAUGCGAAUUCAGCGUUCCUUUGGUUUUGAAACUUCCAUCGAAGCAGCAGCGCAAGCCUUACGUAGUAUCCAUUGUGAAGCUUCAUGUUCCUAUCAUGCUGUAGCUGUAAUACAAGUUCCGGGAAGAAAUAGUGGUUUCUUUGCAGUGGAAACUGCGCUGGCUUCGCGUUUGGUUGAUGCUUGCCUUAUUCCGGAAUUUUCUUUCAAGUUGAAUUCGUUUUUAAAUCAUAUCUACGAACGUGUAAAGGCCAAGGGAUUUGCUAUGAUUUUGGUUGCUGAUGGAGCUGGUCAUGAAUAUGUAACAGCGAAUGGAAAGGGUUAUGCAAAUUUUUGUCCUGUUCUUAUGGACGAAAUUAGAAAAUAUUUUGACGAACGAAUGGCUGAAGCAAACAUUUUAUUUCAUGAUGUUAGUUUUAUUGCACGCACAGUUCCUUCGAAUGCUGCAGAUAAUCUGCAUGCUUCCAUUCUUGGUUCCUAUGCAGCGCAUGGUUGCUUUGCAGGUUUCUCUGGUUUUGCGACUAGUAUGAUUAAUGAUAUGGUUGCAUAUAUUCCACUGUCGGAACUUGCUGGUAGGACGAAGACUGUUCCUCCACAGAUGUGGAGUGAAGUAGUUUCUAUGACAGGACAAGAUUUCUGACUCUUGUAGCAAAUAACUGCCUCUCUCGUAAAUAAGAGCUGUUUUUUAAUAGUUUUCGAAUAGUGAGACAACGAUAGGAAAGUUCACUGAUCAUAGUUGUGUUGUCUUAGUUCUGUGUUGUUGUAUAAUCCUGAUUUUGGGUUUUUCUCUUUCUUGCUCAAACCUUUUGUUUUCCAUUAUAUUUUUUUGAAUAUCAAUAGUUUUUUGUUUUAUUGCUGGACGUGUGAUUGUUUUUCAAUA
Messenger RNA from Galdieria sulphuraria, 1584 nucleotides. RefSeq names its product 6-phosphofructokinase. The record is from RefSeq and is a predicted model, not a curated record. The transcript is spliced from 6 exons. Gene Ontology annotation, cellular component: cytoplasm. Lineage: Eukaryota; Rhodophyta; Bangiophyceae; Galdieriales; Galdieriaceae. Gene Ontology annotation, molecular function: 6-phosphofructokinase activity. Gene Ontology annotation, biological process: glycolytic process; fructose 6-phosphate metabolic process. The coding region runs from base 34 to 1344 and encodes 436 amino acids.